Molecule: messenger RNA, 6765 nt
Organism: Dermochelys coriacea (leatherback sea turtle)
Lineage: Eukaryota; Metazoa; Chordata; Testudines; Dermochelyidae
Gene: KIFC3
Product: kinesin family member C3
Exons: 22
Coding region: 1934-4723 (929 amino acids)
Biological process (GO): microtubule-based movement
Molecular function (GO): ATP binding; microtubule motor activity; microtubule binding
Source: RefSeq, a predicted model, not a curated record
GUGUGGGGGUGUGUGCAAGGGGGGGCGUAUGGGAGGAGAAUGGGGAAGGUCCGCGACUUGCCUGCGGAAUCCGGGCUCGCUCCGUGAGGGAACGACAGUGCAGCCCCAUGCCAUGGCACUCCUGGCCCUGGGGGCGGCUAGCCCUGGUGUCAGUGCCGGGCGCCCACCCCCGGCCCGGGCAGCUCCGACUGGCUCCCCCAAAUCGCCUCCGUUCCCAUCGGUCAGUCUGUAUUUCCAGUGACUUGUUUGGCAGCUGAUGGCACCUGGCAGGGUGUGCGCCGGCUGUUGGAAUUCUCGUUUCUCCCCCGGAGCGUGCGUCUGCUGUUGCGUUGCCAUUACGCUCCACCGGCCAAGGCCCAAAUGUGUGACAAGAACCCUGUCUGCGUGUGAGAUGCAUCAGAAAUAGCAGAGCAGGGUGCUUCGAAAUAUAUGGGGGUCAUUCCAUUAAUAUGUACAGCAUAACGUUUGCUGUAAUCUUAGUUUCAAGAUUCAGCAUUUCCAGCAGUCGGAAUAAACGUACAGUAAUAAACAGCGGGAUAAUGCCAGGGUUCCGAUCCUGCAACUGCCACCGUCGCAAUGGUCCCCUGUGCCCAUUUAGCAGCAGUUAGGAACUGGGGCCCCUGUUAGUGUGGGUUGGGUCACUCUAAUAAGUGAUAUAAUGGUUAAUGAGGCAGAGUGGAGAGGUGAAAAAGGGUGUUUUAAGGUUCCAUUAAUGUUCAUGCAACACUUUGAAAUCUUUGGAUGAAAGAAGCUUGAUGAGCAAAAUAGAAAAGAUUGUUUUAAUUAUUAUUUAAUCAGCACCUAAUGUGCGUUAGGUGCUUCACAGGGCAUAGAAAAGGCAGUCCCUGCUCUGAAUUGCUUCCAGUCUAAGCAUAAACUGAUGACAGGGAUUUUAAAUAAAAAUGCAAUUAAAAAAAUUGUUUAUUUCUCCUCUUCACCUCUAGUUUCUGAUCAUGGGCUAUUCUCUUUCUCUGUUCCUGCAUGGCACUGGCUUUCCCUGCAUAACUACACUUCUUUUAAUGUGGUCUCUCCUGCUUCAUAGAUUUCUGACCAGAAGCUCUGUGUGUGUAUGUGAGAUGGUAAGGCUCAUGUAUCCAGUGCUGAGUUUGACCAAACUGACCUAAACAAUCCUAGAUCACAGAGCACUCUCCUAAUGACGCCUUUCUUCAUGCCACUGCCUGGGUGCCAAGCCACAGGUCUUUUUUGGUUGUUUUCAGUUUUCUUUUCUCCCCUUCAUUAUGGCUUUGAGUUUAGAGUCAGUCCCCAAAUCAGUGCUUUCCGACUAUUUCACUGAUUCAGCAGCAUGCGCUUGAACCUGUGUUAGGUUCAUACUUCCUCUCCAAAUGACCCAAUGGGAUCAUUUAACCACAACAAUAUGAAUGACAGCAGUUUUGUAACGUUAUGAGUGAUAUUUUAGAUGUCUAAUUGAAACAAUCACGGCCAAAUCCUUCCUCAUGAGACAGGAUUUGAAGACUUCCUCUCAGUUUAAUCCCAAAUGAGGGAGUCUCUUUCCAGAUGAGUGAGACACAGUGGAGAUGGAAGGCCUGGGCAUCCAGAUGGCACAUGCUAUGUAAAGCAGCUUGGAUAGGAGUCUCUUUCUUCCCCAGUCUGCUUCCAGCCUCUGUGGUCUAUGGUUCUCAUCCUGUGGAGGUCUGAUUGUGGGAUGCACUAGGUCUCAUUCUAAUCUAAGUUAUGAAGGUUUAAAUCAAAUAAUUCCACUGAAAUCCACUGGUGGAAAAACUGGUGCAAGAUGAGAAUCAGGCUGAACAACUGAACAAAGACUCUGAAUAUCUUUGCUAUUUGUUGUACGGUGGUAGCACUUUUGAAGGCCCCAAUCAAGAUCACAGCAGUGCAAUAAGAGUGUGAUGCAAUAAGAGCGUGAUGCACAGGAGAACAGGCCCUGAGGUGUCGAUCUCCUUUGGAGCCCUAUGCCAUGAUUACAUCUCACAAGACCUGGGAUCUGGGAACUAUUCCCUCAUUGAAAGACCUGUGGAAAAAGGACCUCACUCUUGACCGGAGUGGACAAGAUUCACUCCUCAGUGACAGGGAAGAGGACUCGUCUGUCCAAACGUCUGUGGUGCCUGCAUUGAUCCAACAUAAAACCCUCAGUGUGAACUGGUGCAGCGCUGCAAGUCCACAAGGCCUCUACCUGACUGUGCAGGCCUUGCAGGACAAGUUGUGCAAGGACAAGAGUCAGGUGAAGAACGAAGAGACUCAUCAUCAGCUACAGACUCAGUGUAGGACCCAGAAGCUGGGCAUAGAGAAGAGGCCGGAGUCUGCUCACAACUGGGACGCUGGAGCACAGGGCCAGGAAGCCUGCAGCAUGAACGCUGAGAAAACAGGUGGAAGAUUCUUCAGUGGGAAAUGCUCCAGCUUGUCAGGAGCACGUCAGUUUCCUAUGAUCCAAAAGAUGGUGGAAUCUAUGGCCCAGUUGCAGGAGGAGAAGCUGCAGCUGCAGGAAGAGCUGCUGGCACUGCAGGAGAAACUUUCUGCACGGCAGAAUGAAGAACUUGCUGUGUCUGUCCAACUGCAAGAUCAGGUUGAAAAUCUGAAGGGGAAACUCCUGGAUCAAGCUCAGGAAGUGAACAGACUCCGUUCUGAGUUGGGAGGCACUGACUUGGAAAAGCAUCGGGAUCUGCUCGUUGCAGAGAACGAACACCUGAAGGAAGACAUGAAGUCACGCGAGGCAGAGCUGCAGAAGCUGGGAACGCAGCAUGUGAAAUGCAUUGACUGCGAACACAUCCAGGAGAAUGCAAGGCUGCAAGAAAGGGUGGCCCAGCUGCAGCUGGAGGCGGAGGAGGCUAAAGGGAGGCUGUCGGAGCUGGACGUGGAAGUGCAGCAGAAGACCAACCGCCUGGCAGAGGUAGAGCUGCGCUUGAAGGACUCCCUUGCAGAGAGGGCUGAGGAGGAGGAGCGACUCAGCAGGAGGCUACGGGACAGCCAGGAGACUAUAGCUAGCUUGAAAGCCCAACCCCAGCAGAUAAAGUAUAUCAUCAAAACGGUGGAAGUGGAGUCAUCCAAGACAAAGCAGGCUCUAUGUGAGACCCAGUCACGGAAUCAGUACUUGCAGGAGCAAGUGGGGAUGCAGAGACAGGUGCUAAAGGAGAUGGAACAGCAAUUACAGAAGUCUCAGAAGACUGCAGCCCAGCUCAGAGCCCAGAUUAUGAUGUAUGAGUCUGAACUGGAGCAGACACAUGGACAGAUGCUGGAGGAGAUGCAGAACAUGGAAGAUGACAAGAACCGGGCCAUUGAAGAAGCAUUUGCACGAGCUCAACUAGAAAUGAAAGCUGUGCAUGAGAACCUGGCAGGGGUCCGGACAAACCUUCUCACACUACAGCCAGCACUCCGAACCCUUACCAAUGAUUACAACAGCCUGAAACGCCAGGUCCGAGACUUCCCCCUGCUACUGCAGGAAGCUCUGCGGAAUGCCAAGGCAGAGAUUGGACAAGCUAUUGAGGAGGUGAACAGCACAAAUCGGGAGCUACUCAGGAAAUACCGCAGGGAGCUGCAACUCCGGAAAAAAUGUCACAACGAACUGGUGCGGCUGAAAGGAAAUAUCCGUGUGUUUGGCCGAGUCCGGCCAAUAACUAAAGAGGAUGGGGAAGGGCCUGAAGCAGCCAACUCGGUGACCUUUGACCCUGACGAUGAUGCUAUCUUGCACCUGAUGCACAAGGGGAAGCAGGUGUCAUUUGAAUUGGACAAGGUUUUCUCCCCACAGGCAACACAGCAAGAUGUAUUCCAGGAAGUUCAGGCCCUGAUCACAUCCUGUAUUGAUGGCUACAAUGUCUGUAUAUUUGCCUAUGGACAGACAGGUGCAGGCAAGACAUAUACAAUGGAGGGAACUCCUGAAAACCCAGGAAUCAACCAGCGAGCUCUCCAGCUCCUCUUCUCCGAGGUGCAGAGGAAAGCGUCUGACUGGGGCUACACUAUCACUGUCAGUGUGGCGGAGAUUUACAACGAGGCGCUCAGGGACUUGCUUGGGAAGGAGCCUCAGGAGAAGCUGGACAUCAAACUGUGCCCGGAUGGCAGCGGGCAGCUGUAUGUACCAGGACUGACUGAGUUCCAGGUGCGAAGUGUGGAGGAUAUUAACAAGGUAUUUGAAUUUGGGCACUCAAACAGAGUGACUGAGUACACCAGCCUCAAUGAGCACAGCUCACGGUCUCACGCCCUCCUCAUCGUCACAGUAAGAGGACUUGACUACAGCACAGGACUUAGAACCACAGGGAAGCUGAACCUGGUGGACUUGGCUGGAUCUGAGCGGGUAGGCAGGUCUGGUGCAGAGGGAAGCAGGCUCCGGGAGGCCCAGUACAUCAACAAGUCGCUGUCAGCACUAGGAGAUGUGAUUUAUGCUCUGCGCGCCCGCCAGGGUCACGUGCCAUUCCGCAACUCCAAACUGACCUACCUACUCCAAGACUCCCUCAGCGGAGAUAGCAAAACCCUCAUGAUGGUACAGGUCUCUCCAGUGGAGAAGAACACAAGUGAGACUCUCUGUUCCCUAAAGUUUGCUGAGAGGGUUCGCUCUGUGGAACUGGGCCCUGUAUCCCGGAGAGCAGAACUAGGGUCCUGGUCUAGUCAGGAGCACUUAGAGAAUGAUUCAGCAGUGGCAGCACAGCCCUCCAUUCGAACACAUUCUUCUCCUAGCUCCGGGACCCCUUUAAGACGAGCAGGCUCAUUCCGGAGGAAGCUCCAGACCUCAGGAAAGCUGAGGCCAGUCCCCGUGUGAUGGACACACUCAGCUGGGGAACAGGAUCUGCUCCAGUCCCAAUGAGUUAAUGCUGUGAAGGAGAACUCUUGCGUUUCAAGAGAUCCGAAAACGGAAAGAGACUCUUCUCCUCCUCCACACCUCUCCCACUGGAUUGACAAUGCACAGUACUGUGCCCUGUCACACGUUCAGGAGCAAGCAGGACUCUGUGGGAUCCAAGAGCCAAAGGUGAACACAGUUCUCUCCAGGCUCCCGAGCAGAGGCAGAAGCUCUUGAAAGCAUGGACACAAGGCUGCUCCACUGCAGAUGUGAAGCCAGGUAGUCGGGUGCCGGUUCUCCUUCCUCCAUCUCUGAACCAAGACUCCUGCAGAAAUAAAGCCCCACCUGGAGACUCGUGUUGCCAGAUAGGGGCACCAAGCUUGGCAGUGCACAGUGUGGACUCCAUUGCUGGCAAUGGAUGCCCCUGGAGCUGGAUUCUGGUGGACCUGAGCCCAGGGGCUUUUACCUGCCUACCUGUGGCACUUAUGCAUGUACACUUUUAUUUGCCAUAUGGAGGUUUUUAGUGGAUUUGAAGGGAGAUUAGAGCUGCCGGGGGCCUCUCCCAUCUCACUGCCCCGGCUUUAUUUGUAAAUGAAUAAAGAGCAUCACCAAGCUGUUGGUUUAAAACCUACCAACCAACCAAAUGUGUCUGCUUUCCUCUGUGCAACGACCAGGGCUGCGUCUAUUCGGAUCUAUUCAUGGCUGUCCGGCUGCUGCCAGAGUGAGGGCUGUGGAAGGGAAGAUCACUGUGGAAGUUUCAUGCCACUGUCUUCAUCGCCUCAUAGAUAGCUGGGGUAAAGCUUGUGUAGGUGUCAGCUGGUCGGGACAACCUAGACAGGAGGUAAUUUACGACAGGGACGUCCUCAUUGGCCCUGGUUCAAACUUCAUGCCGACAUACUUGCACACAUGCUAUUUCAUUGUAUUCUGCUGCCCGACCCACAACACAGCGAGAGGAGAAGCGUGAAUUUCAGAGGGGACAGUGUGUGCCUCUCAUUCUUGAAUUUAAACAGCAUUUGGGGAUCCAGAAGGGCCAUAAUUUGCUUGGCUAAAGCUCACAAUCCGUUCACUUUGAAGCGGUCUUCCACUCAUUUUCACAUCUGCAAACUGCAGAGGGGACUGUCCUUUUCACCCACUUUUCCUAAAAAUACAAGCAGUACCUUCUUCUGAACCCCCAUUGCUGUUUCUCAGGCAGUCCUCCCCCCCUCCACCAAUCAUCUCCUUAGUUGAUUAUAGCUGCGGAGGGUGGGGAUAGCCACACAGGAAAGCAAGUUUGCUGAUCAUUAUGGUAAAUGUUGAGGCAGAAAUGUUUUAGCCCUUCCCUGCUGGUUGUCUUUUAGCAGAACUUUUCUAAGGAGCAGGCACUCUGCCAUGACGAGUCCUGCAACCUCUGUGUAUAAAAGCAGCAGCCAGCCACCACUAAAACCAGCUGAACUGUCUGCCUUAAACCAAGGAUUCCUCAAAGCCAGCCAGAGUUCCUUGGAUCCAACUCUAGAGGCAAAUGAAGCUCUUUAAGUGACUUUCAUACCUUUAUCCAUCUGGCAGGAGAGGGGUAGCGAGGUUAAAGUUAAGAGCUGAGAAAAGCAACUACUGCCUUUAAACUGGUGUUUUCCUUGUAGCAGUGACCCAGGCUUCCAGCUGUCUAGCAGAUAUAACUUGGUACUGCUCUGCAGGAUGCAGCAGCCAGGUGGUAACUGAAUAGCAGAGCUUUCUUGCUUGCCAAAGACCAAGGGGAUCUUAACACUGGGUUUAGAUCCAGGAAAGGAUUGAUUCAGUUUUCUAUCUGUCUCCCUGAGCCCUACUCCUGCAGAAACGUACGCGCCAAAGUCUCCCAUAUGUAACCAGGGCAUCUACUAUUUAUUUUGUAUAGUCCAGCAAAGACUGGAAUCCUGCUACCAUUGAAAGCAAGAUCAGGCCCCACUGUGUGUGUGAAGCAGAACAUUGGAGCCAGAACCCUUUACCAUCCCUCUGCUUCUCACCACCACCCCCACCCCCCACAUUGCCCGCAGGACUUGACAUACAGGGCU